Alternaria incomplexa is the source of this 1152-nucleotide messenger RNA. RefSeq lists its product as uncharacterized. The transcript is spliced from 2 exons. Bases 1 to 1152 code for a protein of 383 amino acids. NCBI's taxonomy places the organism in Eukaryota, Fungi, Ascomycota, Dothideomycetes, Pleosporales, Pleosporaceae. The record is from RefSeq and is a predicted model, not a curated record. Gene Ontology annotation, molecular function: zinc ion binding; 5-methyltetrahydropteroyltriglutamate-homocysteine S-methyltransferase activity.
AUGCAACUAGACACAAUGCCUCUUCCCACUGGUGUAUAUCGGGCCGACCACGUCGGCUCCUUCCUCCGCCCCAAAGCCGUCCUCGAAGCGCGUACAAAGGCAGCCAACGGUGAGAUCACCGCCGACGAGCUCCGCAAUGUCGAAGACGAACACAUCAAAUACGUCGCAAAGAAGCAAAUAGAGAGCGGUCUCCGAUCCAUCACCGACGGCGAGUUCCGCCGCGCAUACUUCCAUCUAGACUUCCUCAAGCACGUCGAAGGUAUCGAGGAGAAGGGUCAAGUGGGAAACAUCAGGCACAAGGAUGGCUUCUCGCCACCAACGCUGGUCGUAAAGGGAAAGCUGGCCCACCCCGAGGCCAUUCAGGUCAAGGAUUUCCAGUUCCUUGAGCAAGCGAUCAAAGAGAAUGGCGGCAAGGCGAGCACAAAAGUCGCCAUCCCAUCGCCAACAAUGGUGCAUUUCCGUGGUGGACGCGCCUCGAUCGACAUCUCCGCAUACCCCGACCUUGAUGUCUUCUUCGAGGACCUCGCGCGCGUAUACCAGGAGGAACUAGACAGCCUGUACAAGGCCGGCUGCCGCUUCGUCCAACUCGACGACACCAACCUGGCCUACCUGUGCGACCCCGACAUGCGCAAAGCCGCCGAGCAAGAACGCAACGAAGACCUCAGCACCCUCCCCCGCAAAUACGCCGAGCUCAUCAACAAGGCCAUCGAGAAACGACCCGCAGACAUGAAGAUCGGCAUCCACCUCUGCCGCGGCAACUACCGCUCCAAGUGGUUCGCCUCUGGCGGCUACGAGCCCGUCUCAGAAGUUCUCUUCAAGGAGCUCAACGUUGAUGCCUACUUCCUCGAGUACGACGAUGCGCGAUCUGGCGACUUCUCCCCGCUGCGCCAUCUGCCCGAGCACAAGGUCGUUGUGCUCGGUGUCAUGAGCAGCAAGAAGAACACCCUAGACGACAAGGAGGAGAUCAUCAAGAGGCUACAUGAGGCGGCUAAGGUUGCCCCCAAGGGUCUCGAUCAGCUUUGCGUGAGCCACCAGUGUGGAUUCAGCUCCACAGCUGAGGGUAACGAGUUGACGGAGGAGGAGCAAUGGGCUAAGGUGAAGCUGAGUGUAGAGAUUGCCAAGCAGGUCUGGGGCGAUGACAUUAGCAAGUAA